Molecule: messenger RNA, 228 nt
Organism: Penicillium digitatum Pd1
Lineage: Eukaryota; Fungi; Ascomycota; Eurotiomycetes; Eurotiales; Aspergillaceae
Source: RefSeq, a predicted model, not a curated record
AUGAGACUGUUACCACUCCAUACGAUCCACCGCGCGGUCAAGGCCCAUCCGGCAUGCUCCGAUUCCAAUUUCAACUUGCGGAUUCAAAAAGCAUGGGCGGAGAUUGCGGGGAAGGGUUGGUUGCGCAAGAAGAAGUCUCGGCAUGUUGAACGCGUCUUUGGCUUUACUGACCUGUCCAUUGCUAUCGAUUUUUCCGCUUUCUUUGAGGUAAGUGAGAUCACCACCUAA